Molecule: messenger RNA, 1557 nt
Organism: Entrophospora candida
Lineage: Eukaryota; Fungi; Glomeromycota; Glomeromycetes; Entrophosporales; Entrophosporaceae
Source: the annotation of a GenBank genome assembly
AUGGCAUUCCAAAGUAUUGUUAAUGGAGCAGAAUGUUCUACUAGUUCCAAUCCUAUGACACAGUUUAUAAAACAGUUUAAUGAAGAUCUUUCAUUACAAAAGGAAGUUUUCAUUCCAGUAAACGAUAAAGCGGGCCCAAGUACAUUUCGUACAGCUGGACCAGAAGUUGACAUACAAGAAAAACAAUAUAUUGAAGAAUUCUUUGAGCCCAACUCCAUUUUACCAAAUGUGACUAAUUUUUCAAAUCACAGAGCAAAAGAAUGGGCAACAGAAUUUGAAAAUAUAAAAGAUUCUCCACAUUUUAUGCAAUAUGGGCCAGAAAUAAAGGAUGAAAUGAUGGAAGCGGCUUUCAAGAGAGCAAACUGGAACACCGAAUUUAUGGGAGAAUUUCAAUCAAACAUGAAAAAUCAAAUCACAGAAAUUCCACCAGAAUAUGAAGAAGUAUUUCAGAAAAAUUUUGAUUGGGCAAGUGAGUUUGCAUUAAAGAAAAAAGAAAAAAUCGAUCCAACGAGCUGGGAGGAACAAUUUGCUGCUGCUCAGCGUGAUUCAGAAGCCAAUAAACAAUAUAGUAGUGGUGCGGAUGAUAUUGAUGUUUUAGAACAUGAUAAGAAAUUGUUUAACGAAUUUGAAAAUAUUUGGAAGAAUAGUGCAAAUAAAUAUUUAAAUGAUGAUCUGAUUGAUUAUUCAGCAUGGGAUGACAAAUUCCUUAAUUUUGAAAAUAUGAAUUCAGAACAUGAUUUUGGAGAGUACAUAUUUGAAUCAAACAAUCCUUUUCUCGAACAUUUAAAUCCUUUUGAAGAAGGAAUGAAAAUAAUAAAUCAAGGUGGUUCGUUGUCAGAAGCUGCAUUGGCUUUUGAAGCUGCGGUAAAGAAAGAUACUAAUAACUCUGAAGCUUGGGAGCGGUUAGGUAGUGCACAAGCUCAAAAUGAGAAGGAUGAAGCAGCUAUAAGAGCUUUGCAAAGAGCUAUUGAAAUUGAUGGAAAUAAUUUGACUGCAUUAAUGAUUGUAUUAUCUUCAGCAACAAUGCAUAAUUCACAAGUUCUUUUGUCUCGUGUUAAAGAAUUGUUUUUGAGAGCUGCAAGGAAUGCACCAGAAGGUGAAAACAUUGAUCCUGAUGUACAAGUAGGCUUGGGCGUGUUAUUUUAUGCUAAUGAUGAAUACGAAAAAGCUGCUGAUUGCUUUAAUACUGCAUUGGAAGUUCGUAAAGAUGAUUAUCUUUUAUGGAAUAAAUUAGGUGCAACAUUAGCAAAUUAUAACAAACCAGAAGAAGCAAUUGAAGCAUAUCAUAAAGCAUUAUCUUUAAGACCUACAUUUGUAAGGGCAAGACAUAAUCUGGGAAUCAGUUGUAUAAAUAUUCAUUGUUAUCGUGAAGCAGUUGAACACUUACUUGGUGCUUUGAGUAUGCAUAAGAUUGGUGAUGAUGAUAGUAAAAAUACUAGUAGAUCGCUUAGACUAACCUUGAGUAGAGCUUUUGAAAAAAUGGAAAGAAAAGAUUUGCUAGACAAAAUACUCUCUGGAGCUGAUGUUAAUGAAUUCCGUGACGAAUUUGAAUUUUAA